GCGACGGUCGAUCAAUGAGGAAUAAGAAUGUUGACCAGCAUCACCGAGGGGCUUCUGUGUUGCCUGAUGGGCAAAACCUCUAACGCUGUUGGGCCUCUGGAAAGCAUUGAGUCCAGUGAUGGCUACAGCUUUGUGGAAGUGAAGCCUGGGCGGGUCCUGCGGGUCAAGCACCUCGCUCCGGUUCAGCCUGCGGGGACAGAGGAAGCAUCCCCACAAUCCGGAGCCGUACACUGCAAACGCCGGAUCACGGUCUACCGUAAUGGACAGAUGGUCAUCGAGAAUCUAGGCGAUGCUGUGCGCUCGGACAUCCUCCACUGCCAGAACGGCUCUGAACCCAACAGCACUGUGGAAGUGGAAGUCUCGGAAACAAAUGGCACAGCAACGCCCUCCGCCACCCCCUCUGCCACCGCUGCCAAACGCCGCCGGCGCAAGCCAAAGAAGAUAAUCAACAUUGACUGCACCAAGUACAUUACCAGCUGCAAAGGGACCCAUGGUGAUGUGGUCCUUUUUUUCAUCCACGGCGUGGGAGGCUCUUUGGACAUCUGGAAGGAGCAGCUGGACUUCUUCUCCAAGCUGGGCUACGAGGUCGUGGCCCCAGACCUUGCGGGCCAUGGCUCCAGCUCAGCCCCCCAGAUUGCUGCUGCCUACACGUUCUAUGCCCUGGCCGAAGACAUACGCAGUGUGUUCAAGCGUUAUGCCAAGAAGAGAAACAUCCUCAUAGGACACUCGUAUGGGGUCUCCUUUUGUACCUUCCUAGCCCACGAGUACCCAGACCUGGUUCACAAGGUCAUCAUGAUCAAUGGUGGGGGGCCAACAGCUCUGGAGCCCAGUCUCUGCUCCAUCUUCAACAUGCCCACCUGUGUCCUCCGCUGCCUCACGCCUUGUCUGGCCUGGAGCUUUCUCAAGGCUGGCUUUGCUCGCCAAGGUGCCAAGGAGAAGCAGUUGCUGAAGGAAGGGCAUGCCUUCAACGUCUCAUCUUUUGUACUGAGAGCCAUGAUGAGUGGGCAGUACUGGCCGGAGGGAGAUGAGGUCUACCACGCAGAGCUAACAGUGCCGGUGCUGCUGGUGCAUGGAAUGCAUGACAAGUUUGUUCCCAUUGAGGAGGACCAGCGUAUGGCUGAGAUCCUCUUGGUGGCGUUCCUGAAGGUGAUCGACGAGGGCAGCCACAUGGUCAUGAUGGAAUGUCCAGAGACAGUCAACACGCUCUUGCAUGAAUUCCUGCUUUGGGAACCAGAAGAGAUUCCAGCAGGGGAUGGGACAGAAGCAGAGAAGAAAUAAAAGGCCAUGCGGAGCACACACAAGAGAGACCUGCUUCCCUUGAUGCUUCCCCAGAAGGAGGGGUUUUCCUGAUGGGAGUCAGUAGCGGCAGAAGGCUUUUCUGUGGGGAGAAGCCCACCCCACCUCAGGGGAAAGCUGCUGACUACGAGCAGGGUGGAUGGAGCAGAGGCUGAGCGCUG
Molecule: messenger RNA, 1457 nt
Organism: Heteronotia binoei (common prickly gecko)
Lineage: Eukaryota; Metazoa; Chordata; Lepidosauria; Squamata; Gekkonidae
Gene: ABHD8
Product: abhydrolase domain containing 8
Exons: 5
Coding region: 28-1278 (416 amino acids)
Molecular function (GO): catalytic activity
Source: RefSeq, a predicted model, not a curated record